Molecule: messenger RNA, 2735 nt
Organism: Dromiciops gliroides (monito del monte)
Lineage: Eukaryota; Metazoa; Chordata; Mammalia; Microbiotheria; Microbiotheriidae
Gene: EIF4H
Product: eukaryotic translation initiation factor 4H
Exons: 7
Coding region: 94-846 (250 amino acids)
Molecular function (GO): RNA binding
Source: RefSeq, a predicted model, not a curated record
GCAGCCCCGGCCUCGGGGCGGGGCGGGGGGGGAGAGUUAUAUUGCGGGGUCCUUCCUCGCUCGCCCUGGUUCCUCUCGGAGCGGAGACGGCAAAUGGCGGACUUCGAUACCUACGACGAUCGGGCCUACAGCAGCUUCGGCGGCGGCAGAGGGUCCCGUGGCAGUGCUGGUGGCCAUGGUUCCCGGAGUCAGAAGGAGCUGCCCACAGAGCCCCCUUACACAGCCUAUGUAGGAAAUCUGCCUUUCAAUACUGUUCAGGGAGACAUAGAUGCGAUCUUCAAGGAUCUCAGUGUAAGGAGCGUCCGGCUAGUCAGAGAUAAAGAAACGGACAAAUUUAAAGGAUUUUGCUAUGUGGAAUUCGAUGAGGUGGAUUCCCUUAAGGAAGCUUUGACCUAUGAUGGUGCACUCUUGGGCGAUCGAUCACUUCGAGUGGACAUUGCCGAAGGUAGAAAACAAGAUAAAGGAGGCUUUGGAUUCAGGAAAGGUGGACCAGAUGACAGAGGAAUGGGUGGCUCUCGAGAAUCUAGAGGUGGCUGGGAUUCCCGGGAUGACUUUAAUUCUGGCUUCAAGGAUGACUUCUUGGGAGGCAGAGGUGGAGGUAGUCGCCCAGGGGACCGGCGAACAGGUGGUCCCCCAAUGGGGAGCCGCUUUCGAGAUGGACCGCCCCUUCGGGGCUCUUCAAUGGAUUUCAGAGAACCAACAGAAGAGGAAAGAGCACAGAGGCCCCGACUUCAGCUUAAACCUCGAACAGUCGCUACCCCCCUCAAUCAAGUAGCCAAUCCCAACUCGGCUAUCUUCGGCGGAGCCCGGCCCCGAGAGGAAGUGGUUCACAAAGAGCAAGAAUGAGCUCGAGGUUGGGAGGGAAUGGGGGGAGAAUUCUUGAGCAAGACAGCAGUAGACAGAGUUCAUUACUCUGGACAUCAACCCUGCAGUUACCAUUCCUGCCACCUGACAUUUGUCCUCCUCCUUUCUUGAAACUGAAAACACAGAGCUUGUGAAUGCAUGUCAGCUGUUAACAAGUGGUUUUUAGUACGUUCUUGGCUUUGCUGUAUCUAGUGCCUGUUUUGUGCUGUUUUUUUCCCCACCACCUUGGCCCCGUCCCUCCCCUCCCACCCCCCUGCCCUCCCUGUUUUCCUCUUCGUUUUCGCAGCACGUGGUUUCUUGCAGAUGAAUGAAUGAAAGCUGCCAUCACCCUGGAGGGUGGGAGUUCCCGAUAUGAGGUGCUGCUCCAUUCCCCUCCUUGGCUUUCUCUGUUUUACUUUAGAAACACUGGUUAGACUUUGUUGAAACUCCAAUAUUGUUUCCUUUGCCUUUUCCUCACUUCUCUUCUGACCUGCAUGUUUGGUUCUGGGUUGCUGUGGCUCCAAAGAAGCGACUAGGAAAGAAUUCCCCAAUAGGUGGUUGGACCAUCUGUUGACCCACAUGUAAAAUUGGACACCUUCUCUAAGGCUCGACACUGGCGUAGUCCUUCCAACCAGCUCACGGGUCGUUCUCUUUAACUUCACCCCCCAAUUCCUUCCUAUAAACAGGAUACGAGUGGAAUAGGAUCAACUUUAAAAGUAUGUAUCUAUAUAAAAUGUGGAGAAAGGGUAUUACCUUAGGAUGAAUUGGCUUCACUCCUGCAGGUCUAUCUCUCUGCCCAAACCAAAAUCCUUACUAGGGAAUUCCUUUUAUUAGGCAGAUUAGAGGGUUGUGUUUGUAUAUAUUGCAAACUGCAAUCCGGUUUUAUCUCAACUUUGGGGGAUUGCACAGCGGUGUGGAUCUGUGCCUAUUUGACUAUUUAAAAAAUGCUCAUUGAGUCUUUGCUUUUUAAAAAAAUUACACACUUUUUUUUUUUUUAGUUUUACAUGUUUGGUAAGUAACUUUUAAAUGCAGGUUUAUACAAAUAAAGUUGACUUUGUGUUGUGUUGGAAGGAGUGUAAAAUUUACUGCCCAUGGCCACAUAUUUUGCUUCUAGCCCCAGCAUUUCUUUGUCCCCAAGUGUAAAUAGUCAGUAGUGAGAUGCUCUGCUUUCUAGCAUCAUUCUAAAAAGUGGGUCAUGAGCACUGACCCUUGACCCUAGGAUCUGGCGAUGUUGUGUCUCAUUCAGAUUCGUCACGAACCUUGAAGCAUCUCCUGGGUAGCUAUAGAGUUGAAGACCUGAAGGCUCAUCGGGGAGAGUUUACUUCCCACUUGCAAACUAUUCGAGAAAACAAAAGCCAAAGCUUUCAGGCUGGGGAUGGCAGUAGCUAGAAGGAAGCCAGCCGCCAGGGUUUCUUGGCCGUCAGAGCCGCUUAGGUUGGUCCACUUGGAUGGUGACAUUGUUGUGGACUCCCCAUUCCUGGCUUCAGUCACUGUUCUCUUUGUUCCAGAGUUACAGCAAUUUACAGGGCCCUUCCUCUUCUUUCCUGCUUCCUUCUUCCUUCCUUCCUUCCCUCCUUCCUUCCACCUGUCAUACUCUCUGCUCCUAAGAUAAGAAACCAUUUGUGUAACACCAACACGUAAUCUAAGAAAGACAUGCAUUGUGUGGUUGUAAUCAAAACGGAUGCUUUCAGAUGACCUACUUACAUCUUCAAUGUGGAAAAGAUUAAGAACAACAGCAACAAAAAUCUCAACUUCUGGUUAAUCCAGUUGCAUUUUAAAUGUGAGAAUGGAAUUCCAAACACUUAACCCAUUCUGCUACAUGACAGAAAGUAAAUUUAUGGAUAUGGUAUUUUGUGAAUGAUCUUUUAAAUAAAAGAAAACCUUAAGUAAUA